GAAGGGCGGAUGGAUUGCGAGUCACUUUGCUCACACCGACCUCCACCUCUCACACCCACCACCACACCCCACCACACCACCGCACACACCUCCGUUAACCGGGUCACUGCUCCUACUUCUCCUCCUCCUAGUAUAUAACCUCGCUCUCAUUCAUCCACUUUGGCCCCUCAUGCUCAUCCUGUCUCGCGCCUCUCACUCUCUGCGCUCCUCUGCAUUCACAAAGUACUCUCAAUUCUCCCACUCGUCCCCAUCCAAGGCCUUUAUCAACUCGAAUCUUUCCACAUCUCACAUCUCGACCCGCAAGAUGACCGCCACUUCGCACCAGCUCAGCGCUCACGUGCGCCCAAAUGGCCCCACCCCUCCCCUCACCCCCAAGUCAAAUUCCCUCCAGCUCCCCCUCGGUGGUGGCCUUGGGCGCUCUAGGCCCAACAUCAACCGCGAGCAAAGCCUUCUUCGCCUCCAGCACCAGCUCGACCAGCAGCCCACUUCCCUCAUGAAGCACUCUCUCCUCUCUCGCACUCGCCGCGAGGACCCCGAGCUCUUCUUUGCUGCCCUCCAGGCCGACCUCGUCAACCUCGCUCCUAUCGUCUACACCCCCACCGUCGGGGAGGCCUGCCAAAAGUACUCGCAGGUCUACUCGGGCCCAGAGGGUCUCUACCUUUCGAUCGAUGACAAGGACCAGCUCCCCCAGAUCCUUGCAGAGUACGCUGCUACUCUCAAGCACCAGCCCCAGAUCAUUGUCGUGACCGACGGCUCCCGUAUCCUUGGCCUCGGUGACCUUGGCCUCGGUGGCAUGGGCAUCUCGGUCGGCAAGCUCAACCUCUACGUUGCCGGCGGUGGUCUCGACCCUUCCGGUACCCUGCCCGUUGUCCUUGACAUGGGCACCAACAACGAGUCGAUCCGUGAGGACCCUCUUUACCUUGGCCUCAAGCGCCCCCGUGCAUCGUUCGACGAGGCCGUCUCGUUUAUGGACGCCUUCAUGGCUGCGGCGUCAAGCCAGUUCCCAAAGACUGUCAUUCAGCACGAGGACUUUUACUCUGAGGCCGCCUUCGAGUUCCUGGAGAGGUACCAGAACAAGUACCGCAUGUUCAACGACGACAUUCAGGGCACUGGCUCGGUCAUUCUCGGUGGGUUCGUCGCCGCCGCCAAGGCGGCCUGCGGCGUCUCCGGGAGGGAUCCCAAGGACCACAAGGUCGUCUUCCUCGGCGGUGGCUCGGCCGCCAUCGGUGUCGCAAAGGAGAUGAUGAACUACUUCCGCAUGCUCGGCCUCUCUGAGCAGGAGGCGAAGGAGCGCUUCUGGCUCAUCGACACCAAGGGCCUCAUCACCGAGACCCGCCAGGACGUCGUCGACGGGCGCCUCGCCGACCACAAGAAGUACUUCAUCCGCCGUGACACCCAGGGCCAGGAGUACAAAAGCCUGCUCGAGGUCAUUGAGUACGUCAAGCCCACCACCCUUGUCGGCCUCUCGACCACGUUUGGCGCGUUCCCCGAGCCUGUCGUCCGCCGCAUGGCCGAGCUCAACCAGGCUCCCAUCAUCUUCCCCCUUUCCAACCCUACUUCCAAGUGCGAGUUGUCAUUUGAGGACGCUCUCAACUGGACCGACGGCCGCGUCCUUUACGCCUCGGGAUCUCCUUACGACCCGGUUGUGUACGACGGCCAGCUCCGCGAGCCUGGACAGGGUAACAACUUUUUGAUUUUCCCCGGCUUGGGUUCUGGUGCGCUGCUCUCGGGCGCCACGCACAUCUCGGACGACAUGGUCACGGCCUCGGCGAUCGCGCUGUCUGAGGCCCUCACUCCUGCGGAGAAGGAGGCAUCUCUCCUGUAUCCCCGCCUGACGCGUAUCCGUGAUGUUUCGGCCGUCGUUGCCACUGGUGUCAUCCGCGCGGCACAGAAGGCCGGCCUUGACACGAACGUGCAGCUCCGCGACCUCGACGACGCAUCGCUUCUGGAGCACGUCAAGCUCGCGCAGUGGUCGCCCUACCAUCCGCAGGAGGCCGCGGCGCCGAUCAAGGGCGCCAGCCUCUAAGUUGUGGGUUUGUUACAUGUUGUGCAACAUCAAAACGGCGCCGGCCGGCGAGGACAGUGCAGCGUGGGAGCAGUAGCAUGUGUUUGGGUGUACUAGCGUAAUCGCGUGUUAGAUCUAUGUCCAGUUUGAGGUA
This is a messenger RNA of Cutaneotrichosporon oleaginosum, 2159 nucleotides long. RefSeq lists its product as uncharacterized. The record is from RefSeq and is a predicted model, not a curated record. NCBI's taxonomy places the organism in Eukaryota, Fungi, Basidiomycota, Tremellomycetes, Trichosporonales, Trichosporonaceae. Gene Ontology annotation, cellular component: mitochondrion. Gene Ontology annotation, molecular function: malate dehydrogenase (decarboxylating) (NAD+) activity; NAD binding. Gene Ontology annotation, biological process: malate metabolic process; pyruvate metabolic process.